UCCUUCCUAGCAACAGCUUCAGCAGCUGCCCGGAAGCUGCGGCCGGAUGUGUUGUUCUUCCCCUUGCAGGUAGAGGCGAUCAGAGGCCCCUGACUGCUCUGACCACCGGUGUCGCUGCGACCCUAGACUGACGCAACCGUGCAGGCCGCGUAGGCCUGCUCCGGUCCUGAGAGCGGAGGAAGGGGAGGAUGCGGCAUCUCUCUACCGGGGGAGCAGGCACGGCCCCCGGACACACAGGACAGGUGGUCCAUCAUCUAAAUGGAGUCUGAGCAGCUGUUUCAGAGAAGCUACUACCGGAACAGUUACAACAGUAUUACUAGUGCAAGCAGUGACGAGGAACUCCUGGAUGGAGCUGGGGGCAUGAUGGACUUCCACACCCUGGAAGAUGACCACUUGCUCGAUGGUGAUGCCUCUCUCGGAACACACUACAGUAUGUCAAAUGGAGGCGGAGCUAACAGUAGCACCCACCUGCUGGAUCUGCUAGAUGAGCCCAUUCCAGGAGUCGGCACUUACGAUGACUUCCAUACCAUCGAUUGGGUGAGAGAGAAAUGCAAAGACCGGGAGCGCCAUCGGAGGAUAAACAGCAGAAAGAAGGAGUCUUCAUGGGAGUUAUCUAAAAGCCUUUAUGACGCUUGGUCAGGAUGGCUAGUUGUAACGCUAACUGGUUUAGCAUCAGGUGCCCUUGCAGGCUUAAUAGACAUUGCAGCAGACUGGAUGGCAGAUUUGAAGGAAGGGAUUUGCUUGGAGAAGUUUUGGUUUAACCAUGAGCAAUGUUGCUGGGACUCAAACGAGGCUACGUUCGACGAGCGAGACAAAUGUCCUAAAUGGAAGACAUGGGCGGAUCUUAUAAUUGGCCAAGCAGAGGGUCCGGGAUCUUAUAUCAUGAACUACUUUAUGUACAUCUUCUGGGCUCUGAGUUUUGCCUUUUUGGCUGUUUGUCUGGUCAAAGUGUUUGCUCCUUAUGCCUGUGGCUCAGGAAUUCCAGAGAUUAAAACCAUUUUAAGUGGAUUCAUCAUCAGAGGUUACUUGGGCAAGUGGACUUUAUUGAUCAAAACAUUCACACUGGUACUUGCUGUGGCUUCAGGCCUGAGCUUGGGGAAGGAAGGUCCAUUAGUGCAUGUUGCUUGUUGCUGUGGAAAUAUAUUUUCGUACCUCUUUCCGAAGUAUAGCACAAAUGAGGCAAAGAAAAGAGAGGUUCUUUCUGCAGCUUCAGCAGCUGGUGUAUCUGUAGCGUUUGGUGCACCUAUUGGCGGUGUCCUGUUUAGCUUGGAAGAGGUCAGUUACUACUUCCCACUGAAGACAUUAUGGAGAUCCUUCUUUGCAGCUUUGGUGGCUGCUUUCAUCUUACGAUCUAUUAAUCCAUUUGGGAACAGUCGGCUUGUGCUAUUCUAUGUAGAGUACCACACUCCAUGGUAUCUAUUUGAACUGAUCCCAUUCAUCCUCCUGGGAGUGUUCGGCGGUCUGUGGGGAGCCUUUUUCAUCCGUGCAAACAUUGCCUGGUGUCGACGUCGAAAGACAACAAAGUUUGGAAAGUACCCAGUGUUGGAGGUUAUUGUGGUGGCUGCCAUUACAGCAGUCAUUGCAUUCCCAAACCCCUACACACGUUUUAACACUAGCCAACUGAUUAAAGAGCUCUUCACAGAUUGCGGGCCACUGGAAUCCUCUACUCUUUGUGAUUAUAAAAACGAUAUGAAUGCUAGCAAGAUCGUGGAUGAUAUUCCAGACCGGCCUGCUGGUAAUGGCGUUUACUCCGCCAUGUGGCAACUGUGCUUGGCACUUGUGUUCAAAAUCAUCAUGACCGUCUUCACAUUUGGCAUUAAGGUUCCAUCUGGCCUGUUUAUCCCCAGCAUGGCAAUUGGUGCCAUAGCAGGAAGGAUUGUGGGCAUUGCUGUGGAGCAGUUGGCUUAUUACCAUCAUGAUUGGUUCAUAUUCAAGCAGUGGUGUGAAGUAGGAGCAGACUGCAUCACCCCGGGGCUGUAUGCAAUGGUUGGGGCCGCUGCCUGUUUGGGUGGAGUAACUCGGAUGACAGUGUCUCUUGUCGUUAUCGUCUUUGAGCUCACAGGAGGAUUGGAGUACAUUGUACCACUAAUGGCGGCAGUAAUGACCAGUAAGUGGGUUGGAGAUGCUUUUGGACGGGAAGGCAUCUAUGAGUCUCAUAUACGACUGAAUGGCUAUCCUUUCUUGGAUGCAAAGGAAGAAUUCACACACACUACACUGGCACGUGAUGUGAUGAGGCCGAGGAGGAAUGACCCACCGCUAGCUGUUCUCACUCAAGAUAAUAUGACAGUAGAUGAUAUAGAAAGCCUGAUCAAUGAGACCAGCUUCAAUGGCUUCCCAGUAAUUAUGUCAAAGGAGUCUCAGCGGCUGGUUGGAUUUGCUCUGAGAAGAGACUUAACACUAGCAAUAGAAAAUGCAAGAAAAAAGCAGGAAGGCAUUGUUGGAAGUUCCCGGGUCUGCUUUGCUCAGCACACUCCAUCCCUGCCUGCAGAAAGCCCUCGCCCCUUGAAACUGCGCAGCAUCCUGGACAUGAGUCCCUUUACAGUAACUGACCAUACACCAAUGGAGAUCGUAGUGGAUAUAUUCCGCAAGCUGGGGCUUAGACAGUGCCUUGUCACUCACAAUGGGAUUGUCUUGGGGAUCAUCACAAAGAAGAACAUUUUAGAACAUCUCGAGCAUCUAAAGCAGCACCUGGAACCCUUGACGCCUCCUUGGCAUUAUCACAAAAAAAGAUAUUCUCCGUCAUAUGGCCCAAAUGGCAAACCACGACCCAGAGUUGAUAAUGUUCAACUGAACAGCAUCCAAGAAGAGCAAGAGGAAAGUGAAGAGGAGGUUUUCUUGUUGAAGGACACUCUACCCUGAUAGGAGAGCAAUUUGGCACAUUGGUAAAAAGUGAAGAUGAUCAGUUUUACAGCAACGUUGCCUCCCUGCUUGCACAACUGCAUAAGAAAGUGCCGAGCUGUGGUGGGUCAUGCGCUGUGACUAACUUGCCACUAGAGGGCAGUGUAAUACUGUGACUACUAGAGCAUGAAAAAUAAAGGGCAUGUCUAUUACAGGAGUGUCUUAGACUUGCUCAUUUUGUCCCUGUUGCAUACUGGAAAUCUCCUGAAUUGAGCCAUCAUUAUUCAAGAUUUGUUGUCAUUGAAGGAAACCUGGUGUUUAUGCUAUCUGCUGUCCGAUACUAUGUUUUGUACAUUCCAGGACAGAUGUCAUUUCUCUCUAUACCUUAUCUUCUUCCAUCACCCCUCACCCCCGUUCCAAUGUACUCCACGAGGAGUCACGUAAUGCAGCAAGGUCUCAUAUUGAGAUAUACUGCCAUUCUCACGAGAAUCAUCCACAUACGUAUGUGCCAUAAAGCAGUGAGCUUAGCUUGGUACAGGGAUGCUGAAAAGCGCAGACGCUUUUUCAGCUCGGCCGCUUAGAAAACUGGAUUGUUUCAGAUGGCCCGUUGUGCUCUGUUCCAUGGUGUGACGUGGUUUAUGCAAUUUUCUUUUUUGUAUGCUGGGAAAUCCUUUAAUCUACUAAUGUUUUGCAGUGUUAAGACUGUUGCUAGAUGUCCCUGAUCCUUGACCUCGCCACAGGAAAGAGCGAGAAUGACUAGGAGCUGGAUGGACUGACAGUUUGCCAUGAGAUAGCAUUGCACUAUUUGAUGCUUCAGGAGAGCUGCGGAAUAAUCCCUCACCGUGACCUAUUCUUACCACCCAUACUUAUACAACAGCCACUGAGAACUGUUUCGAUUGCCCUACAUACAUAAUAUUAGAUUUUAAUGAUGUGAUGUUCCUUUGUAUUUAUCAUCUGUUUGAUUUGAAUCACUAAUCAGGGAAAUUGGGGAAACGAUUGGAGGAGAAACUUGAUUUAUAAUUGCACUAAUCGCACAUCUCUAACUAAUGUGGUCAUGGAUCUCCCAACUGGAGUCCAUUUUGGAUUAUAUUUGACACUUGAAAUUAAUUUGAUUUU
Nanorana parkeri is the source of this 3954-nucleotide messenger RNA. It is a transcript of the gene CLCN3, whose product is annotated as chloride voltage-gated channel 3. Bases 259 to 2859 code for a protein of 866 amino acids. Gene Ontology annotation, molecular function: voltage-gated chloride channel activity. The transcript has 14 exons. NCBI's taxonomy places the organism in Eukaryota, Metazoa, Chordata, Amphibia, Anura, Dicroglossidae. Gene Ontology annotation, biological process: chloride transport; transmembrane transport. The record is from RefSeq and is a predicted model, not a curated record. Gene Ontology annotation, cellular component: early endosome; membrane; synaptic vesicle.